This is a messenger RNA of Fusarium sp. VM40, 3411 nucleotides long. The record is from the annotation of a GenBank genome assembly. Lineage: Eukaryota; Fungi; Ascomycota; Sordariomycetes; Hypocreales; Nectriaceae.
AUGGCAACUGAGAAAAAACGAAAGGUUGACGCCGUCGACGCGCCCUGUCUUCAAAAUCGUGCCAAAAUACCCAGUGGUAAAACACCAGUGAGGCGCGAUCUCCUGGAACGUUGUUAUGGCAGGGUCACUACACUAAGAGAGUACGUCCUUUCUAAGCUGCCCCAAGGCUCUCGGCUACGGCGAAAAAAGGUAGCAUCCAUAGGCCAAGGAGAUGAUGUUGGAGAGAUUGAGAACAACUUAUCACGACUUCUUGAUACAUCACUUGUUUGCUUUGCUGACAAGCAAUGUGAUGCUGAUGACACGCGGUGGGAGCAAUGGCUUGUAUUCUCGCAAAGAGAGGAUGAGUCCUAUGUUAGUCUCUCAGAUGGCAUUGCGGGAUCUAUAUAUUCUCAAAGCGAGAUUGUGGAUUUUGUUGUGUGGCUACUCUUCUCAAGAGAUGUACAAGUUGGACGUCGACCUAAGCAUCUGCUAUGUGACGGUUUCAGAAAAUCAGCAGGCCCAGGUGACCAAGGAACGACCAGUAUACCAGGUCUCUUCAGUCUGUACCCCAACUCUCAUGUCAAGGCACUUAGGGAAGCCCCUUGGCCCCAGUUGUUAGCGCUGCUCGGCAAAUCUGGCGAGAAGAUCAUGAUAAACCUUUUAGUUGAUGCCUCUAUCUUUGUAAAUGUGCAAUCGGGCUUCAACAAUUAUCAUCAGUUGACAGGCAUACCGCUUGCAGAGCUCAACCUUCCAGGAGACAGUGUAUCACUUGGCGAGAGCUUGAAGUGUCAAGUGCGCAGGCCCUCAGACAUAACUUUGGUAAGAAGCAGGAUAUUUUAUGCCAAGCCAUCGCUCACGGCUAAAGGGCUUAUUCAACCUGGUUACAAACAUAUUCAUGUACUAAACCGAUGCCCUGCAUCUCCCAAGUUAACUGAUCCUAGCCUUGAACGUCAAGGGACGAUCAAGUUGAUGAUGUACAUGUUUCCUCGCCAAUUCGGACUACAUAAUGUCUUUACUUCUCAAGUUGACGCCAGUAAGACUUCACAAAAGUUUCAGGAUUACACAUUACGGGAAGAAGAAAUCGCCCCUACCUUCCAACCCAAGACAGGAGAAAAUGCACCAAAAAGACCAAAAGUUCCCAAGCGGCUCCGCGGUGAUGUUGAGCAACUCGUAAAGCGCCUGCAAGUCUUUCAUGGUCGGUGCUCGUAUAUCGAGCUUUUGAAGCAUCACUGCCCCUGCGUCUUUGAUAGACCACCGCGACGGCGGAAAGCAAGAAUAAGGAAAGGUCCAAUAUCGUCACGACAAGCCAAGUCGUCACAGUUUCCAUCGACGGUCUCAUACUACAAAUGUGCUUCGACCCAGAAUCAUCCUGAAGCCGAGCUUGCGGGCACGGAAGUGCCAUCACUGCCACGACACGAAUCUCUGGUCGAACUAGCCACCCCAUCAUCUCAGGUUUCGGCGUUUUGUCAAACAGUCCUGUCCAAAAUCAUCCCAGACAACUUCUGGGGAGGCAAUUCUGUACAGAAGCACAACAAAUCAACUGUGAUGCAAAGUGUCGAUCACUUCGUCAAGCUUAGGCGUUUUGAGACCAUAUCUCUGCAUGAGAUACUGCAGGAUCUAAAGAUUGCAGACAUGUCUUGGCUCGAGCCUCCAGACUCCAACGGCAGGAAACCAAGCAAAACAGACACUGAAAAACGCCUGGAGAUUUUCUAUGAAUUUCUUUACUUUGUUUAUGAUACCCUUUUGAUACCCCUUAUUCGCAACAACUUCUACGUCACUGAAUCAAACACUCAUAGAUACCGAGUGUUCUACUUUCGCCAUGAAGUAUGGAGACAGAUUGCAGAGCCUGCUAUGGCAGGUCUCAGAGCAGAUAUGUUUGAGGAGGUCAAGCUGGAUGAAGCAGUGCAAACGCUUCGUGGUCGACAGCUCGGCUUCAGUCAGAUUCGACUACUGCCAAAAGGUGACAAACUUCGCCCCAUCAUGAAUCUUCGACGACGAGCCAUAACUCGAAAAUCUGUCAACCGCCUUGACCGUAGUAUAAAUAGUGUCCUAGGCCCCAUCCACUCGCUUCUGAAGCUAGAGAAGAGAAUCAAUCCUUCAAAACUCGGCUCUACCAUGUUUUCUGUCAGCGACAUCUAUACCCGCCUCAAGCUCUUCAAAGAAUCCCUAAGCCCUGGGCAUGGUAAGCUGUACUUUGCCAAAGCUGAUGUUAAAGCUGCUUUCGACACUAUCCCCCAAGAAGCAGUUGUCAACCUUAUGAAAUCUGUCCCAAGCCAGUCCAAAUACACCGUCAUGAAGCACGUAGAAGUGAAGCCUGGCGAACGAGCGGUCGUCGACGACAGCAAGUCUUCGUCCAGAACCAGCCGGCGAUGGCAAGCCACAUCCUUAGGCGAAAAUGAGAACCCGGACUUUACUAUGCGCCUCGAGAAGGAUCUGGCACGAAACAAGAAGAAUACUAUCUUUGUGGACAGUGCCUUACGCAAGACCCAUGGCACGGGGGAAAUGAUGCAUCUUCUCAAGCAGCACGUUGAGCAGAAUCUUGUCAAAGUGGGCAAAAAGUAUUACAGACAGAAAGUCGGCAUUCCCCAAGGCUCUGUGCUGUCUUCGUUCUUGUGUAACUACUUCUACGCUGACCUUGAGGCGAAACAUUUGGGUUUCUUGGCUACAUCAGAUUGUCUGCUUUUACGGCUGAUUGACGACUUUCUCCUGGUCACUCUCGACCAGAACAAGGCGAUUGAAUUUGUGAAUGCCAUGCAUUCUGGUUUCCCUGAAUACGGUGUUACAGUCAACCCAGCCAAGACCAUGGUCAGCUUCGACAUGCUUUACGAGGGCAAACCCGUUCGGAAGGUAAACCGCGAGAAAGGCUUCCCUUACUGUGGAACGGCCAUCGACUGCCAGACAUUGGAUAUUACAAAAGACAGGGACAGGGAUGCUGAUGUUGAUGUGUCUACUUCUCUCACAGUCGAUUUUGGUCGCACACCAGGUCAGAACUUUCAAAGAAAAGUUCUUAAUGCUUUCAAGAUCCAGUCUCACCUAAUGUUCUAUGACACAUCUCACAAUUCUACUCGAACAGUUCUCGCCUCACUGCAAGGUGCCUUCGUCGAGACUGCAAGCAAAAUGUGGGCGUAUCUUCGCUGUCUUGGAAAGCACCAACAACCUGGGAGCGAAAUGAUACUCCGAACUAUUUCUAGGGUGAUCGAUGUCGCUUACCUCCUGUUGACCAGCAAAUCUCGAAUAGCGAGAUAUCCCCAGUAUACUUGUGACAUACGCAAAUCGCAAGUUGCUCUCACUGCCUGUAUAGCCUUUGAGAAGGUGUUGUCCGCCAAACAGAGCAAAUAUCGGCCUGUAGUAAUGUGGCUUCGCAAAGAAACAGAUAGGCUUGUCUCUGGCCAAAAGCACGAAUUGCCACGGACUUCCCGGGACAGCCGGUAA